GGAGGAGAGAGAAGGGAGGAAACGGACGCAUGAAAGUCCCGAGUUUCGAGCGAUUCUUUCAUCAUUGUAAACGGUCUCUACUGUUUAUUUGAUUCUCUGGAUCCGAAAACUGAUCCUGAAGAAUUCUCUCUCUGCGCCCAUCCCAGUAACGAUCGUGAGGCUCUCCCACUCAUUCACAUAUACCAUUGCUCCAUAGGCAAACGUUUCUAAUAUAACAUGUUUUCAGUGGUUUUGGUGUUGUAGAAGUUGCAUGAUGGAUGAUGUUGGUUGCAAGACUGUUGUGAAUGAAUCUGGAGUGGAUGCGGAGGGUUGGAGAGCCGGAUUCAAUUGGGAUGCUCGAGAGAAAGUCGUAAAUAGAAUAGUGGAGACUUUGAAGAACCAGGUGCCUUGUUCUGAUGCCAAUGCUCUAAAUGAACUAAAAAAUGUUGCUGUGAAAUUUGAGGACAAGAUAUUUUGCGAUGCAGCAACAAAGGAUGAUUACACAUACAGAAUAUGUCACAGGAUGUUGAAAAUGGAGAACCUAAAAUAUCAAAAUGUUUCCACAUCUUCGUCCACUCCAGGAAUAAGUCAAACCACCAAGCUAGAAGUUGUAGGGCAUAGCUCCAGCUUGCAGAAUGUUUCUGGAUUUUCACAUGAACUUGUAGGCAAUUCGGUAGGGCAACAUGUGCGUUCAAAUGCUUUUGCCAAUACACAAAGAGAGAUGCAAGGAAGUCAGCCUUCACAACAAGUGGCUUUCCAGCCACACCAAAGGCAGCACUUGCCACAUCAGUUUUUGAAGCAGAAGGUUCAGAAACAAAAUAUUCAUCCCUCAUUCAUGCAACCCAACAUCCAUUACAGUCAUCAUGAUCGACAGCAGCAGCAGAUCCUAUCACAGCCAACCCCACUACAAUCUUCUCAGCAGUUAAUGUUACCAACACAACAGCCUCGACAACUAAUCGGGCAGCAAUUAAACACAACACUAUUGCAACAGAAUCAUCAAUUUGGCCAGCAAAAUAAUCUGUCAGAGCACCAGCUGCAGCAACCGUCAUUUUAUAUGCAGAAUAUGUCAAAUUCAUUCCAACAGCCACUGAACCCACAAAGUAAUGUUUCUGGAGUACAGCAACAGCAGAAGAUUGUUGGACCACAAUCAGAUGUCUUGAACAUGCAGGUACAUCAGCAUUCAGUAAACAUCCUUCAACAAGCUGAGACAAACACUGCACAAAAGAAUGUCCCAUGGACAUCACAAACGUUACAGUUGCAUAAGCUACUGGGUUCACAACAGAAAAAUAAUUCAUUACCAGAGAGCUCUCCACAUAGGCCUCAAACAUCACCUGCCUUGCUUCAGCCUCAGAAUGUAAUAGAUAAGCAGAAACAACUACUUAAGUCACAGAGAGUGCUUCCAGAGGCAUCAUCAGUGCCAGUAGAGUCCACAGCACAUAUAGAAAAUCCAAAUACAGCAGAUUGGUAUGAUCAAGCCUAUCAGAAGCUUCAGCCCGUGAGGGAGAAGGUUUUAUCAGAACUGCUUAAAGCAUAUAAGUCAGUUCAUUCCAUUUGCCUUAAGGCAUUAGAGCCGGGAGUGGCUGAGAAGUGGAAAAAUAAAAAGUCAACGUUGGAGAAAAUGAUCAGAUUCUUGCAACUUUCAAGAAGUGAUAUUGUACAUUGCCCAAAGGACAAGGUGGUUUACUAUCAACAUAUGAUAUUAAACUACUGGAGUUCAAUUUGCAAGAGUCAUGGUUCUGCACAGAACCAGGGACCUCAACUUCAGGUUCCUGGUAGUCAAUCUCUGACACAGCUGCAGCAACAGAGAAACAUGAAACCAUCACUCAGCCCCAUGAACUUGAUCUCAAGUACCCCAGCUGGUACUAUUUCUAUGUUAUCAACGCAUCAAGGGGUUCCAAAUUCACAACCUAACACAAGUUCACUUCAAUCCAGUUCCCAAGUUGGUUCAGAACAAAGGAAUGCAUUGAGUCCAUUUCACCAGACUUUCAUGAAGCCUAUGCAGCAAAAUGUUGUAAAUGUGCUACAAGCAACAAACUCCCCCUCUAAUACCACCUUAGAUCAUACCAUGAGUUCCCCUCAGCCAAGUUCUGCUGGUGCCACUUUCCCACAACUGAAGCAACAACAGAAACAUCAAAUCAUGCAGACACAAAAACUGAAGCCACAAAUGCACCAGCAAUGGAUUCACAGGAAGCAACAGAUGAUGCAGAAAAUGUAUGAUAGUGAUGGGAGUGUGAAACCGUUAAUAGGUGUCAGUUCAGGGAUGGUUCAGCAGCAUCAUUCAACUAGCCAAAACUUAGAUUAUCUCCAUCAAUCAUUGUUGUCCGCAAAUCCUCAUCACCUGCAUGCCACUUCCCCUCAAACAUCUCAGCAUUCUUGUCCACAGAUUGACCAGCAAAAUUAUUUAUCACCACUUUCAAAAUCUGGGACUCCUUUGCAAUCUGAUGCUUCACUUUUCAUUGUUCCUUCUCCUUCUACUCCCUUGACCCCAUCUUCUGUACCAGUUGACCUGGAUAAACACCCUUCUGGUGUUUUGCCACUCUCAGUUGCAGAAAAUAAUGGACACCCUCAGACACCUGUUGCCCUUGCCCAAGUCCAGAUUCAGAACCAGGCCCUUACCAUGGGAACUCCUGGGAUAUCAGUUUCCCCCUUGCUCGCGGAGUUAACUAGUCCAGAUGGAAAUGAACAAUCACGCAUUAUGGAGCAGCCACUUGAUCGCUUACUUAAAGCGGUUAAAUCAAUAUCACCAAAAGCAUUGAGUGCUUCUGUCCAGGAAAUUGGCUCAGUUGGCAGUAUGAUUGACCGGAUAGCCAGAACAACAGACUGUAAUGAAUCUAGAGCUGCUAUUUCUUUGGACUUGGUGGCUAAUACUAGAUAUCAUUUGCAAGUACAGAAUCUUAGUGGGAGUCCUCCAUCAGAAAAGAUGAACCGCCAUAUAAGUGCAAUGGCUUUUGAUGAAUUAUCCCCAUCUGUCAUCAAAGUUAAUAAUCUCAAGCAAUUAAGGGGUCAGAUUUCUGACAUAGAUUCGACUGCUAAUUCUAGGAUCAAGAGGCCCCGGAUUGAGCCUUGCAAUGAAUUAUUGGAAGAGAUCAGACACAUCAACCAGCGACAAGUUGAAAUUGUAGUAGAUAUCGUUUCAGUUUCAGCUGAAGAUGUUGGUACAGCUAGUGCUGGUGAAGGAACUACUGUCAGAUGCUCAUACAAUGCAGUGGCUCUACGUGAAAAUUUUAAAUUGAAGUGUGCAGCAACACAAAUUCUGUCAAUUCUUCCAAUAUGGUUUCUUGUCCCUGCAAACUAUCCAAAUUCUUCUCCUACAGUCCUAGACAAGUUGCCAUUUGACUGGAGUAGCAACAGGAAAGAGCAUGAAGAUCUAUCACAGAAGGCAAGGUCAAGGUUCAACUUAUCUCUCCGCAACCUCUCUCAGCCCAUGUCACUAACAGAGAUGGCAAAAACUUGGGAGGUUUGUGCUCACUCCGUGUUUUAUGAGUAUGCCCAGCUGAUGGGAGGAGAAUGCUUCACUUCAAGAUAUGGCACAUGGGAGAAUUGUGUAGUUGCGUCUUGAUCAUUUUGCUAGCUCCCUCUGAAUCAGUUUCGUGAGAGUACAUGCUUUUAAUCAUUCUGAGCUGAUUAAUUUUGGGUACCACAAAGGGCCGUUCUUAAUCUAGGACACUAUAAUUUGGUAUAUUUGGACUGAAAGGACCUUCCCUAUCCAUUGAAACAUCUAGCAUUUGAGCACACACAGGAGUGGGUUCACCUCUAGUAUAACGUGAAAACCA
Molecule: messenger RNA, 3752 nt
Organism: Vitis vinifera (wine grape)
Lineage: Eukaryota; Viridiplantae; Streptophyta; Magnoliopsida; Vitales; Vitaceae
Product: mediator of RNA polymerase II transcription subunit 15a
Exons: 12
Coding region: 251-3538 (1095 amino acids)
Biological process (GO): regulation of DNA-templated transcription
Molecular function (GO): chromatin DNA binding; transcription coactivator activity
Source: RefSeq, a predicted model, not a curated record